AGUUCGUCUCAUAUCCAAUUCAGCCAAACUAAAGACAGACGGUCGGUCGUUAAUGAUUUACGUAGUCUUAUACAUUCGCCUUAGCUGCAUUCAUCAGUGUUAAUAUCUGCAGCCAGACCCUGUUGCUCCAGUGGGGGGUUAAUUUAGUAUUAGACGAAUGCUCACCGAGAAACGUGGGAGGUGGAGUUCCUAACUGUUUAAAAUCCACAGUUUGCAGAUGCCACCUACAGACCAAUUCGGCAAAAACCAGCUUCUGCAGUAUUUUCAGUUUGGUACCAGCUAACGAUCGCUGUUCCAUCGACUGCUCUUUACGCACAGUGCGGAACAAGAAUAGCACGAGAAUGUCGAUGGAACUAGACGUAUUUGUGGGGAACACCACCAUCAUUGAUGAAGAGGUGUACCAGCUGUGGUUGGAUGGGCAUUCAGUGAGUGAUGCGGUGAGGAUGCGGCUAGAGAGUGGUGCUCUGAGCGAGUGCGAGGCCAGUGGAGAAGUACUGCACAGUGACACCAUGGACCAAUACAGAACCUUCCAGAUGUGCGAGCGACUCCUUCAUUGCCCUUCUAAGCUAGCCAAUCAGCUGCUUUUCCAGAUUCCUGCCCAUCGCCAGGCCAUGCUCAUUGAGAGAUACUAUGAGUUUGACCAUACGUUUGCCAGAGAGGUUCUGGGAAAGAAACUCUCUAAAGGGACCAAGAAGGACUUAGAUGACAUCAGCUUAAAGACUGGGGUUGCUCUGAAGAGCUGCCGUCGACAGUUUGAUAAUUUCAAGCGAGUGUUUAAAGUGGUGGAGGAGCUGAAGGGCCCCCUGGUGGAGAAUGUGCAGCAUCACUUCCUGCUGUCUGAUUCACUGGCCAGGGACUACGCUGCUGUUGUAUUUUUUGCAAACAGUCGCUUUGAGACAGGGAAGAGGAAGCUGCAGUAUCUAUCUUUUCAGGAUUUUGCCUUCUGUGCUGGCCAGCUCAUCAGCUAUUGGACUGUAGGGGCCAUUGAUAACAUGAUGGAAGACAUGGAUGUAGAUCUGGAAAAAGAGUUUCUGCAUGAUUUGAAAGACCUGAAGGUUCUGGUUAAUGAUAAGGACAUGCUGGACCAACAUAAAAGCCUAGUGUGUUCACAGCUAAAGGGAAAAAUCAAAGUCUUCAGUGAGAUGGAGGCCAACUUUAAGAAUCUCUCUAGAGCCUUGAUUAACAUCGCCUCCAAACUCACAAAUACCAAAGACGUGCGAGAUUUGUUUAUCGAUCUUGUGGAAAAGUUCAUUGAACCGUGCCGAUCUGAUAAAUGGAUGGUUGGAGACCUGACACUUUUCCUCACCCUCUACACUAGCACUGCACACACACUUGAGAUGUUCAGGUACCAAGUGAUAUGGGAAAGAUACAUGGGCGUCAUUAAAAGCUGCAUCCUGAAAAUGUAUCAUGAUUAAAACAGAGUUCCCCUCAAACCUCUUCUAUCUCCUCACCUCAUAGCUGGUCUCUGUGGUGUGAUAUUUGCAUUAUAUAUGUUCUCCUUUUAGCACCUUCUAUAAAACUGUUGUGAGCUCAGUUUGUUAGUGUUAAAUUGUUUGUACUGGAGACUAUAAUGAGUAAAAAUGUUUUACAUAGAAACGGUUGUUGAU
Molecule: messenger RNA, 1607 nt
Organism: Colossoma macropomum (tambaqui)
Lineage: Eukaryota; Metazoa; Chordata; Actinopteri; Characiformes; Serrasalmidae
Product: acidic fibroblast growth factor intracellular-binding protein B
Exons: 11
Coding region: 342-1415 (357 amino acids)
Biological process (GO): platelet aggregation
Cellular component (GO): nucleus
Molecular function (GO): fibroblast growth factor binding
Source: RefSeq, a predicted model, not a curated record